UUCUGGUUUAGUCAAAAAGGGAGGGGAAGAAGAGAGGGAAAGAAAAAGGAAGCUCUCCGAUAAUUUAGUUUUGUAUUUUUCCAAAGUUACACAAACUUUCCCAAAACAGGUCUGAUUGGAGGCCUUGUGGGGAUCAACAUGCUGAAGAGAGAGAUCUGAAGGGAAAGACGGACACCAGUUUGUCAGAAGUUGUGCACAGCUGAUGACAACAUCAAAUAUUUAUUCUUUUUAAGGCCUUGGGCCCUCGAGUGAUUAUAAAGAGUUUCCAGAGCUAAGUGUCUGAACUUGCUGGGUGGAAGUACAGGAACAGAACGGUUGACAGUGUUACAUUACAGGCAGAGACCCUGGACAGAGAAAGAGAGAGACAAUGUCCUCUGAACUGGACUCCAGUCUCACCAGUAUUGACUGGCUGCCUCAGCUGGGAAUCAGCAGCUUGCGCUCAGGGAGAGAGAGAGGAGGAGGCGAGAGGGACAAAAAGAAAGAGAGAGAGAAGGAGAGGGGAGACUUCCUACCCUCUUUGCCGGACCCCUCCCCUUCUAAUUACAAGGGGAAACCCCCUCACAGCUAUGCCACUCUCAUCGCUAUGGCAAUAGCAGCUGCACCUGAGAGGAAGUUGAGUUUGAAUGACAUCUACACCUGGAUCAAUGACACAUUUCCCUACUACAGCCGAGCUGGCCGUGGAUGGAAAAACUCCAUUCGGCAUAAUCUGUCCCUUAAUAAAUGCUUCAGGAAAGUUCCUCGGCCACAGAAUGACCCCGGCAAGGGUUCCUAUUGGACGAUGGAUGGCCCUGCGGAGGUGAAUCAGGUGAGGGCACCUAAACGUCCCUAUCCAGAGGAGGAAGAGGAGAGGCAGCAUGAUUGUAAUAACUUUUCCACCCUUACAAAUAGUAACGCUGUUCUGUUACAGGAUUCUCAAGCACCAGGGACAGAAGCAGAGAGACAAGCCUCUCCUCUUCCACCACCCCCCCACACAGACCACCAGCUUCUUAACACAGAGCCCCUGGGAGCCGUCCGGCAGCAGCCACCCCACUCUGCCUCCCUCUCUCCUCCCCCAUGCAAGCAACAGUCACCCUACAUGCCAAGCCCUCUGUCCACUCACCCUGUCCAGCAUCCAUCAGUCUCUCCUCCAGCUGGACUUCCUUCUGCUGCCUCCAUGUCUACUACCAAUUCCUUCCCACCUUGCCAUCCACACGGCCACACUUUCUCUGUCCCCACUGCCUCUGCUACACCUCUGUCUGCUGCCAAUAUGUCUUCUCCCGCUUUCUCUGGUGCCAAUCUGUCUUUUCCUGCUAAUUCAAUAUCUGUUCCCACUUUCUCUUGCGCUCCUAACUCAGUGUCUUCUUGCACUGUGUUAGGACCCACUCAUUCCUCUGCAUGCGUUGUCCCUUCAUCUGUUGCUGCCCCUCCUGUUGUCUCAUCAAACUCCUCUUCUGAGCCUCCGCUGCGUUUCACCUUCGAUGAGAUGAACUUACCAGACUUGUAUGCGUCUUUCAAGUCUCUCUUCAAGACCAUGCGGGAGAAGGGAGGCUCACAGUCGGAUGUUGCUCCCCUGGCUGUUCUGAACAAUGACACUACCCCACUGCACACGCCGACUCUGCUCCCAAUGUCUCCCCACCCUGCACCGGCUUCACACCCUCCUGAGACAGAGCGCAUUCCACAUUACACAGUGCCAGCUGACUGGUUCAAUAACCAAGAUUCUCUGAAGAAGAGCUUCCACAUCGCCAGCAAUCUAGACUGGGCAAACAUAGACCUAUCCGGUCACCCAGACCUCCUAGAGAGCAUGCGACAGGCAGAGCUCUGCGACUGGGCCCUGGACCCGACACUCUUCACUUCCCUCUGUGACUCUCUGAACCGCUUCUUCACCCAGAAAGGCAUGAUCAACUCUGGGAAUAACUCCCCACUAGCCCUCGGUUCACCUCACUCCUUACAGGUCCCAACAUUCCCCUCCAAUCCACCUCCUACCCUCGCCAGCCUCACUCACCCCUCACCCCUCCCUUACUCUCCCAUAGUUCACCCUGCCAGUGGAGUGCAGCCACCCCGGAGGGCUCUGCACAUGCAGGGACAGGGCCUUCAAAGACCACAGCUAACACAACCUGCUAACACUACUGCUGGGAUGCAGCCUCAGUCUAUGACACCCCGACAGCACCCUCCAUUAAAAAGUCUGCACAGCAACAGUGAGGAGUUCCAGGAUGACUUUGACUGGGAUUCUCUGCUCGGUUGACCCUCAUUGUCUGCGUGGAGGAACGGAUUACAACAAAACUUUGCAGUAAAAUGUGGCUCUUCACAGCAGUCCUCACUAAACUCGAUGCUGAGGCUGCCUGUUACUUGUGCAUCUUGAAGUUUCUCAGGGUGCAAGUUUGUCACAUGUGACUGAACACUUUAUUUCAAGGUUGAAAUAUAGUUGUACAUGUUUUCACCUUCAUUCAAAUUCAUAUGCUGUAAUAACUGUUUAGCUUUUCUUCUGUAGGUUAUUGGCUGGGUGUUUUAUUCUGUUUGAUUUUAAAGUCAUAAACAUGUUCACCAAAGAAAAGAAACUGUAAAUAUAUUCUUAUCACAUUUUUGUUCUCUGCAGCAGAAAAAGCACGUAUGGGAUAUAGACUUUAACUAAAACGCAAGCAUGAAACAAGCCAAACAUCCUGUUUUUGUUUUAUUUCAUAAAUUCCUUUUGAUUUUCUUUCCAUUUUACUUUUCAAAUGUGAAUGUUCACAGUCAUCACCACACAAAAGUCAACCUUACCUGAUAAAAGAGAUAUUUUUUCUUGUUGAUAUAAAAUAACAAUAAAUUCAUCAAACUAAAUUAAAAGAACAGCAUGAAGCAUGUUGUCAAGUCCCAGGUUGUUUUCUUCAUUUCAUUCAUUCAUUCAUUGAAAUAACUGUCUUAUAUUUUAGAGAAGCAUCGGUAUGGUACUCUCCCUCCCUGAAGGAACGAGGGAUGACACAGGUAGACAGUGGUGGACAACUCUGGGACACCUGGACACCAGGGAUCCCAUAUAAAAUGUGAUUGGAAAAAAUCUAAUGCUUCUGAUUAACAAAAAAAUAAAGUGUGAAAUAUGAUUGGCAGAAAAAUGUGUGACCCUUGUAAUACCUCAUUUGAAAUCCCAACAUUACAUAGUAUUAAUACAAGUGACAAUUUCUUUUUAAAAACAAAAAUAAUGUAUGUCAUUUCUUCCUUUCUGGGUCACUGAAAUAAGUUCAGACAGAAACAAUGGAGACAGAUAUUGAUACAUAAACACAGAAACUAUUGCAUACUCACAAAUGAGCAUACAUCUUUUCAUUCACACAUUGCUGCAAACACAUACAAUCAACAAACAUCCCAUAAUUUCCCCCCCAUCAGACCACAGAUGUUAGCGCUCUCUUUAAUUUUCUACAAUAGUAAGG
Molecule: messenger RNA, 3377 nt
Organism: Etheostoma cragini (Arkansas darter)
Lineage: Eukaryota; Metazoa; Chordata; Actinopteri; Perciformes; Percidae
Gene: foxj2
Product: forkhead box J2
Exons: 11
Coding region: 368-2221 (617 amino acids)
Biological process (GO): regulation of transcription by RNA polymerase II
Cellular component (GO): nucleus
Molecular function (GO): DNA-binding transcription factor activity, RNA polymerase II-specific; RNA polymerase II cis-regulatory region sequence-specific DNA binding
Source: RefSeq, a predicted model, not a curated record